Molecule: messenger RNA, 2035 nt
Organism: Mesocricetus auratus (golden hamster)
Lineage: Eukaryota; Metazoa; Chordata; Mammalia; Rodentia; Cricetidae
Product: zona pellucida sperm-binding protein 3 receptor-like
Exons: 12
Coding region: 97-1833 (578 amino acids)
Biological process (GO): negative regulation of complement activation, classical pathway
Source: RefSeq, a predicted model, not a curated record
UCCAUGACCAGAGAUACUUCAUUCUGAGGGGGAAAAAAACCAAGGCAACGCUAGAGUCUUCCUCUGUCUUAUUCAGAUACCUGCAGAAAAGAGAUAAUGACAGCCUGGUCCUAUCUUGAGCUGUGGAAAACCUCUCACUCAACUCUGUUCCAAAUGACCCUGGCCACCAUUCUGAUGGCUCCUGUUCUUGGUGAUUGCGGCCCUCCGCCCAGUUUACCGUUUGCUUCUCCAAUCAACCAGUUGUAUGAGACAACCUUCGCUACUGGAACUGUUCUGAAAUACAACUGCCAUCACGGCUUCAAGAAAGUCAAUUCGAGCCAUCUUACUUGUGAUGAAAAUGGCUCGUGGAUCUAUAGUAUCUUUUGUGCCAAGAGACGAUGCAGAAACCCGGGUGAGUUGGUCAAUGGGAAAGUAGAAAUUACAACGGAUCUCUUCUUAGGGUCAACCAUAGAAUUCAGCUGCGCAAAGGGAUACCUUCUGAUUGGCUCAGCAACUAGUCGGUGUGAGAUCCAAGGUAAAGGAGUUGACUGGAGUGAUUCUCUCCCAGAAUGUGUAAUUGUCACGUGCGAGGCCCCUCCAGAAAUCAGCAACGGGAAGCACAGCGGUAGAGAGGAAGAUCUUUACACAUAUGGCUCCUCAGUCACCUACAGCUGUGACCCUAGCUUCACGCUCCUUGGCAAUGCCUCCAUUGUCUGCACUGUGGUGAACAAAACAGUAGGUGUUUGGAGUCCAAGCCCUCCUGCCUGUGAAAAAACCAUCUGUCAUCAGCCACAGAUUCCAAAGGGGGACUUGAUCCCUGGAUUUCGACAGUUCUAUACUUACAGAGACUCUAUUGAGGUCAGAUGCAUGAAGGGUUAUGUCCUCAGAGGCAGCAGCUUAAUCCACUGUGAAGCUAAUAGCGAGUGGUACCCUUCUGUCCCCACUUGUGAGCCCAAUGGUUGUAUUGACUUGCCAGAGGUUCCCAAUGCUUUCUUGGAGGGCAAUAAGUUUCCCUUAAGAAAUUUUGAAGUAUUUGAAAUUGGGACCAAAUUGAAAUACCAGUGUAAACCUGGCUACCGGCCGGCUCCCAGUGAGCCCCAGAUAGUGAUGUGUCAAGAGAAUCUGACGUGGACGCCUAACAAAGGCUGUGAAAGGAUUUGUUGCCCAGCACCAAAUAUGGAUAAAAUCAAAAUUGUAAGUGAAAGGAGAGAUUUCACUGGUAUAUGCAUCUAUGCCUAUGGAGACUAUGUUUUCUAUAUUUGUGGUGAAGGUACUUACCCUAUGUCUACUGAUGGAAGGAGUUCAUGUCAAUCAGAUGGAAAGUGGGAACCUGCGAUACCAUCAUGUCAAGUAGAUCUGCAAAACCGUCUUGGUGUUACCCCAUCAAACUUAGCAGAAAAAGUCACGAAGAGCAAUAAAUAUCUGUAUUAUAAUGAAGACAGCUCAAGGUACAUUCCCAUCAAAGGAUUUUGCCCCAAACCAGUGAUCAUACAUGGAAACUUGUCUGUGGAGAAAGAUCACUAUGCUGAAAUGGAAAAUAUCACCAUUAAAUGUAAUCCUGGAUAUAACUUAGUUGGUUCCCCAAGCAUCAUUUGUUCGGAAAACAGAACAUGGUACCCUGAGGUACCCAACUGUAAGAUAAUGGAAGUCCUUGAAAACUGCAGAGAAGUGAAUGAAGGCAGAAAACUCUUGCAGUGUCUCUCAAACCCAGAAGAUGUGAAAAUGGCCCUGGAGGUGUACAAACUGUCUCUGGAGAUCGAACGAUUAGAAGAGGAGAAAGAGAAGUGGACACGGUUCCACAGGAGACCUUUCACACGCAUUAAAAUUAAGGGGCCUCUUAGGCCUUUUGAUUAAUGUGCAGAAUCUCCAUGCAGCAGCUGUACUGACGCCUAAGUGCUACCAGUCCUGUUAAAAAAGUUUCUGGGCCAGAAGAACUUACAUGUAUUUUUGUUUUAUUUUUGAAGCUAUGUCAAUGAGUAUUGGCUAGCUAUUAUGGUUCAAUUGUCUACUUGGCUCAACUCACUAUAAUGGUUAAAUAUAAACUAUAAAAACCAAA